Peromyscus maniculatus bairdii (prairie deer mouse) is the source of this 1501-nucleotide messenger RNA. RefSeq names its product gap junction protein beta 4 (gene Gjb4). Gene Ontology annotation, biological process: cell-cell signaling. Gene Ontology annotation, molecular function: gap junction channel activity. Gene Ontology annotation, cellular component: connexin complex. NCBI's taxonomy places the organism in Eukaryota, Metazoa, Chordata, Mammalia, Rodentia, Cricetidae. The record is from RefSeq and is a predicted model, not a curated record.
CUGCACUGUGCCCAGGGAAGUCCUUCUGCCCAGCCUGCCUACCCACCCUGGCACUCUCUCUUGGCUCAUUGGCUCAGACAGCCCCACCCUGCUGGGAAGUGAGGAACAAAAGCUGCCUCCAGGAGGCCCUCGGGCAGACAGACAAGCCGGCACCGGAGAGUGAGGACCCACGGGGACCCAAGAAGGAAGGAAGGAGACCCUGACUUUUGGAGUCUGGAGACCAGGGUUCAAGACCAUCUGUGCUACUUGCUGCUGUGAGAUCUUGGGCAGGUACCUGUCACCUCUCAGUCUUAACACACUUUCCUGUGAGAUGGGGACAGUGGCCGUCCCUUCUCUGAGUCACUGCGAGUGAAGACACAAUGGCCCCGUGGUUGUUGUGAAACAGUCCUGGCCUUGACAUCAUCUAUAAGGACACCCCUUUGUGGGUUCUCCCAGGCCUUGUGACUCCCGGGGCCUGAGAGGUUAGCACGCACGUACGCACGCACGCACGCACGCACGCACGUCCACGUGAAGCACCGAGGACACAGCCAACAUGAACUGGGGGUUUCUCCAGGGAAUCCUGAGCGGCGUGAACAAGUACUCCACCGCACUGGGCCGCAUCUGGCUGUCGGUGGUCUUCAUCUUCCGAGUGCUGGUGUACGUGGUGGCGGCGGAGGAGGUGUGGGAUGACGAGCAAAAGGACUUCAUCUGUAACACUCAGCAGCCCGGCUGCCCCAACGUCUGCUAUGAUGAGUUCUUCCCCGUGUCCCACGUGCGUCUCUGGGCCCUGCAGCUCAUCCUGGUCACCUGCCCCUCCCUGCUGGUGGUCAUGCAUGUGGCCUACCGAGAAGAGCGGGAACGGAAAUACCGCCGCAAACACGGGCCCAACGCCCCGGCCCUGUAUAGCAACCUGAGCAAGAAGCGGGGCGGCCUGUGGUGGACAUACCUGCUGAGCCUCAUCUUCAAAGCUGCUGUGGACUCGGGUUUUCUCUAUAUCUUCCACUACAUCUACAAGGACUAUGACAUGCCUCGAGUGGUAGAGUGCUCUGUGGAUCCCUGCCCCCACACCGUGAACUGCUACAUCUCCCGACCCACGGAGAAGAAGGUCUUCACCUACUUCAUGGUGAUCACGGCAGCCAUCUGUAUCCUACUCAACCUCAGUGAGGUCGCCUACCUGGUGGGCAAGAGAUGCAUGGAGGUCUUCCGUCCCCGGCGUCGGAAAACUUCUCGGAGGCAACAUCUACCAGAUACAUGCCCGCCCUAUGUGAUCUCCCAAGGAGGUCACCCCCAAGAUGAAACCGCCGUCCUAACAAAGGUCGGGAUGGCCACGGUGGAUACAGGCUGGAGCUCCAAGCAUCCCCAACAUCGCCCUCACCGCACGUGGGACCGGCCAGCUAAUGUCCAUCAUCCCUCUAGAACUGCAGACCCUCGCAAGGCAGGAACAGCAUCCACCCCUCACCGCACGUACAGUCAGAGGCUACUAAACUCUCACUGAGGUGAUCACCACAAAGAAUUGCUGCCC